Molecule: messenger RNA, 351 nt
Organism: Thermothelomyces thermophilus ATCC 42464
Lineage: Eukaryota; Fungi; Ascomycota; Sordariomycetes; Sordariales; Chaetomiaceae
Exons: 1
Coding region: 1-351 (116 amino acids)
Source: RefSeq, a predicted model, not a curated record
AUGGCGAAGCUCUUUCGAAGCCGACACUCUGCUCUCAAGCCGCCCUUUGACUUUGACCAGUCGGCGUACUUGUCGCUCCUUGACCCGGCUGCCUCGGUCCAAGAACAGCCCCGGGAGCAAUCCAGGGGCAAGAUCGCUGACCCUCCGUCGAGGCCAUGGAUGGCCGCUGCGGAAAGCCGAUCGUCCUGGGCUGCUGAACGGCUGCCGACGCGGAAGCUGGUUAAGGAUAUGAACGGGUCCGGCCCGCCCUCAUCCUCUUUCGAACUCUCUGAUAGCGACGCGGACAAAGAGAAGGGCAUCGUCCGCCGACAGCUGUCAAAGUUGAAGGAGCUCUACCGGAGAGAAAAGUAA